Molecule: messenger RNA, 1962 nt
Organism: Apiotrichum porosum
Lineage: Eukaryota; Fungi; Basidiomycota; Tremellomycetes; Trichosporonales; Trichosporonaceae
Exons: 8
Coding region: 1-1962 (653 amino acids)
Source: RefSeq, a predicted model, not a curated record
AUGUCUCAUCCACACCCUCCUCCAGACGACCGCCACCACGUCCGGUCUCCACUCCCCCCAACGGCCAUCCUCGCUCCAGCCUUUUUCCCCACUUCCAUCCAGGCCCAGCCCUUUUACUCCAACACAUCCCCGCCUCAAAGGCUUCGCGUGCCUGUCAUGCCGUCUGAUUCUUCGGUCCUCCUGCAGGCUGCCCAAGUCAUUGCCGAAAUGUCAACACAGACAGCAGUCGGAAGCAGUUGGAAGAGUCAAAGCCAACGUGGCCGUCGCCGCCGCAAGCUCACCAAGGACCGCUCCCAGAUCCUAAUCAUUGGGCCGUUCAAGUCCCAGGUUCUCGAUCUCUCGUCAAGCAGCGGCUCGAGUGCCACAUCCACACCCCAAGAGGCGGUGGGAAGGCCCUCUUCAACCAUUCCUUCCCUGCGUCAAACACCAAGCCUUAUCGGUGGUCACAUCCACUCUUUAACCGAUGCACCUCCGACACCGCCUACAGACUGGGUCGCCUACUCUGCUCCCAUGUCAGAGUUUAGCGAACUCGAUGACAUGUUUGUCGACUCGAGCUUUGAAAGCACCGACUUGACCUUUGAGCUUCCCCGCCGCAAAAGUGAAACGGACCUUCCCAAGAUUCAAGAGCCUCUUCCUAAGAAAGACAUUCUCGUUGACGACAGCCCUGUGUCACCUCCAGUGGACAAGGGUCUCCUUUGGACUCGGUCGCUCCUCCAGAGGCUUCACACUCGCAACUCUCCACCUCGCCGUCUAGCUCCUCACUCUGCGCCCAACAGAAUUCCACUGCACAAGAGGCCCAAGCUUAUCCCCAUCCCUAUUCCCUUCUCUCAAGAAAGCACCCCAGCCAGCUCGUCACUCGGCACCAGCAUUCGCACUGUGCCUUCCUCCAGCAGUCGCACUGUUCCUUCCUCAAGCAUCCGCACGGCUCCUGCGUCCAGCACUCGCUCAAUUCCCUUUGCUAGUACUCGCACUGUUGCCUCUGCUGCACCUCGCACUGUUAUCCCUACCACACCUCGCUCAACAGGUUCCGCACUCGUCAAGGAUGAGAGCAACAGCUCCUCUCCGACACGCCUCGGCGAGCAGGCUCUCGCCGAGGCGGACCUCUUCAAUGACACCAUGUUCGUCUGCGUCGCUUGUGACGGACGAGUCUCACGCGUCUUCAAUGUCAAUCCAUGUGAAGACCUCGUGUGUCCGACCUGCUUCUCCUCGGCUUUAUCCGCCGUCUCUGUCACCCAAGGUGCAGCCAAGUGCCCUGCCUGCAUGGAGCCAGUCACCACGUUUGAGACGUACAAACCAGUCAGCUACAUCGCCGUCCGUGGACCAAACUCUCGCAAGGCGAACAACUUGCUGCCCGUGCCAGAGCCAUGGACGUACGAGACCAGCAGCGACACCAUCGUGAUGAGGAUUGACAAUGUCGCUUGGGAUGUUGAGCCAUUGGUUGUCGAGAGGUUCCUUCCUCCCAAUGUUUUGCCUACCAGGCAGAACAUGUUCAUGCCUGGUGGACGCGUCACUGCCGGUCGCAAACGUGCCGUGACCAUUACGCAGGUGACGCAUGUUGAGCUUAACAACGAGCUCCGCCCGGGAUCCAAGGCCGAACUUGCGUCCCUUCUCGAACUGUGCGAGGCCGCCCUCACUAUGCCGCCGCCCCAGCUCCGUCUCGAUUCCACAGGCCGAGGUCGCCUACACGCGUCUGUCGGAUCCAACGGCAAGGCCCACUACAUCAAGCACCGUCAUGCCCCAUUCCAUGCUAUAAUCUCAAUCAUGCUCAAGCUGGCCGGCCCCGACUCGCCCGCAUACUGGGACAUUUACCACGUGACUUCUGGUGCCAUCGCCGCCCUUGGCUCGUACCUCCAGACCAACAAGCCCGGCCGCAACUACAGCUACAUCGCCGCCGACCGAGCUCUACUCCACCGUCUGAAGGAGAUUAACAAGCAGUGUUUUGGAAAUGCCCUUGAGGCAUAG